UAUGAGUUUUUGUAAAACGCAUAGGCAUAGAUUGCAACCGAACGCUUGUGUUUGGAAAAAAAAAACGUUAAUAAAUUAGCAGUUGUUUUAACGUUGGUUCUUUUAAAUUCAAUACAAGUUAAUAAGCUCGUAAUAAUUAACAACAUGCCGGAAAAUACGACAAAUGGAGAACAUCACGAGCCAAGUAAUGGUGAACAUCAAGAGCAUGAAGAGGAAAUAGAUCCUCAUUUUGAGCCGAUUAUUUCAUUGCCUCUGAUUGAAGUUUCCAGCAACGAGGAAGAUGAAGUCGAGAUGCUUAAAUUGCGGGCUAAACUUUAUCGCUAUGACUCAUCAAACAAUCCUCCAGAAUGGAAAGAAAGAGGAACCGGUGACGUUAAGUUAUUGAGACACACAACAAAACAUACAGUACGAGUUGUAAUGCGACGAGACAAAACAUUGAAAAUUUGCGCUAAUCACUUCAUCACACCUUGGAUGGAAUUAAAACCAAACUGUGGUAGUGAUCGUGCUUGGGUAUGGAGUGUAUUAGCUGAUUAUGCUGAUGAGUUACUUAAGCCAGAGCUACUUGCUAUCAGAUUUGCAAAUGCUGAGCAUGCUUCACUUUGGAAAGAAACAUUUGAAAAAGCUAAAAAAAUAGUCGGCACUGAAUGCGAGAUCUAUGCAGGAAAAAAUCCUGAUGGAGAUAAUGAUUACACUCACAGCGACUCCUGUAGUUACGACGAGAGUGACGAGAGCGAUGCUGAGGAUAAGAACACAGUAGAUAAUCAAGAAAAAGAAGAAUCCGCAAAAGAGGAUAAGGAGAACAAAGAAACUGAAUCAAAAAAUACAAAUAAAACAGACUCGAGUGCUGAUCAGGUGACUGAGCAGCUUACGAAGCUUGAUGUUAAAGAUACUAAAGAAGAAAAGUAACCAAGGACUUUUUGUAAUCCAUGUAAAUUUAAUAUUAAUUACUUAUAAUUAUAUUAAUGAUAGACAAACAUUCCCGUAUACAAGAAUGGUGCAGAUGAAAAUGUUAAGAUUGCAUGCUUCAGUUCAUUUAUUUUCUAAUUGUUAAUAACUGAUAACAUUUUAAUAAUAAUCACAGACAAUUUUUGAUUCAAGUAUUUCGCUCUUCAUUCAUAUAUUUGUAACGCUUAAUUUAUACGACUCCGCAUACUUAUCUGUGAUUUUUUUCUUUUUUUAUUAAUAUGAUAUCGUAUGACUCACAUGUGAGUGUGAUAGUAAUAAACAAUACAAAGUUUGAUGAUUGAUUGUAAUAUUGGAUUUUUAAUUUAAGUAUUUGUACGGCAUUUAUAACUAUUGGAUUUAUAAUCACUUAUUUUUAAAGCUGUUUAUUUUUAAAUUAAACAGCCAUUCGAAUAAAAAAUUCAACUUGUUGCUAUAGAAUGUUUUGUUUGACUCUAAAAAAUUUUUAUUUUCCUGACACUUCAAUUAGUAAUUAAUAGUUAUUAAUUAUUUGUUUUUAUUUCACUAUACUCAAUAAAAUUUUUAGCAGCUUCAGUUUAUCACGAAAAUGAAAAAUUUUUGUAUGUACCUUUAAAUCGGCCAUUGUAAUUUCCGAAAGUAAAUGCACACUUUAAUAAAAUAAUGAUUUUUAAUCGAUUUAUUUAUAAUUACAAUAAGUAAGAGGAUAUAUAUGUAUAUAUAUAAGAAUGUAUUUUGAAUAGUUGACAUGUCAGACUUCUGCUCACUAUUAUAAACUAUAAAUAUAUUUAAAUAUCCAACUGGAAUCCCUUGGAACUUGAAAAAAGUUCAUCACAAAGUAAUAGCUUGAUUGUAACGUUUGGUAUACAGAAAACAAAU
Messenger RNA from Microplitis mediator, 1800 nucleotides. Its product is annotated as ran-specific GTPase-activating protein-like. Gene Ontology annotation, biological process: nucleocytoplasmic transport. The transcript is spliced from 4 exons. Gene Ontology annotation, cellular component: cytoplasm; nuclear pore. The record is from RefSeq and is a predicted model, not a curated record. NCBI's taxonomy places the organism in Eukaryota, Metazoa, Arthropoda, Insecta, Hymenoptera, Braconidae. Gene Ontology annotation, molecular function: GTPase activator activity. Bases 145 to 906 code for a protein of 253 amino acids.